Messenger RNA from Thunnus maccoyii (southern bluefin tuna), 1855 nucleotides. Its product is annotated as phosphorylase b kinase gamma catalytic chain, skeletal muscle/heart isoform-like. NCBI's taxonomy places the organism in Eukaryota, Metazoa, Chordata, Actinopteri, Scombriformes, Scombridae. Bases 343 to 1527 code for a protein of 394 amino acids. Gene Ontology annotation, molecular function: ATP binding; phosphorylase kinase activity; calmodulin binding. Gene Ontology annotation, cellular component: phosphorylase kinase complex. The transcript has 10 exons. The record is from RefSeq and is a predicted model, not a curated record. Gene Ontology annotation, biological process: glycogen biosynthetic process; protein phosphorylation.
AUGGUGAGAGCAGGAGCUACAGGGUGUUAUUUCAUGGUUCUGGUUUUUUGUGUGGACACGCGGACAGAGAGUGCUGCUGCUGCUGCUGCUUCCUGAGAAGCAACAAUUUAUUUUUGGCAUCUGACAUUAGAGCUCACCCUUUGCAAUGGCAGCAGCCCCAUGAAGCCACUGCAGUAGCAGAGUUUGACUGGAUCCUUUUUGUUCGUCUUCUUUACGCGUUGUGAACAGACUUGAGUUUAAUGAUGGAUAACCUUCACAACAGGGACUGACCGGGACUGGACACGCCUGUUGUGAGCCGUAAGCAGUUGUGUUGCCUUGGUGGUGAUUCAGCAUCACUCCAUCAUGACCAAAGAGGAGGAAAUCCCUGACUCCGUGGGAGCCCAGGAUUUCUACGACAAAUAUGAUCCCAAGGAGAUUCUGGGAAGGGGAGUGAGCAGCGUGGUGCGUCGCUGCGUCGACAAGCACACCUCUCAGGAUUAUGCGGUGAAGAUCAUCGACAUCACCCCCUCGGACAAGAUGAGCUCAGAAGAGAUCGAGGAGAUCCGAGAGGCGACGGUGAAGGAGAUUGAUAUCCUCAAGAAAGUCUACGGACAGGACAACAUCAUACAGCUGAAAGACUGCUACGAGUCCAAAGCCUUCUUCUUCCUCGUUUUUGACCUGAUGAGGAGAGGUGAACUGUUUGACUACCUCACAGAGAAGGUCACCCUGAGUGAGAAGGAAACCAGGAAGAUCAUGCGCGCUCUGCUGGAGGUGGUCCACUUCCUCCACUCCCAGAACAUCGUCCACCGGGACCUGAAGCCUGAGAACAUCCUUCUGGAUGAUGAGAUGAACAUCAAACUCACUGACUUUGGCUUCUCUGUGCAAAUCCAGGAGGGAGAGAAGCUCAAAGAGGUGUGUGGGACUCCUGGUUAUCUCGCUCCUGAGAUCAUUGAGUGCUCCAUGGACCCCGGACAUAAAGGAUAUGAUACUGCUGUGGACAUAUGGAGUUCAGGUGUGAUCAUGUACACGCUGCUCGCAGGCUCCCCGCCCUUCUGGCACAGGAAGCAGAUGCUGAUGCUGCGUAUGAUCUUGGCAGGGAAAUAUGACUUCUCAUCUCCAGAGUGGGAGGAUCGCUCAGACACUGUUAAAGAUUUGAUCUCUCGGAUGCUGGUGGUGGACCCGCAGAAGCGUUACACAACUACAGAUGUUCUCAACCAUCCAUUCUUCUCACAGUAUGUGGUGAAUGAAGUACGACAAUUCAGCCCGUACAGACGGUUCAAGGUCAUUUGCAUGACUGUGCUCGCCACAAUGAAAAUCUACUGCAACUACCGCCGAGCCAAGCCUGUUACCAAGGAGGUGAUCAAGAGUGACCCAUAUGCCGUCAAGCCCAUCCGCAAGCUCAUUGAUGCGUGUGCGUUCAAGCUCUACGGCCACUGGGUCAAGAAGGGCCAAACUCAGAACAGAGCAGCACUUUUCGAGAACACUCCCAAAGCCAUCCUGCUGUCGAUAACCGCCGAGGGAGACGACCCAGUCAAACAGAUCUGGUAAUAAACAGUCGUUCCUCAGGGCGGGUCUGUUGGAGCUUAAAGGUAUACUACGCAGGAUUUGUUGGUUGGUGUUUGUAAAUACACAACAUUAGUUAGGCCCUCCUCCCUGGCUCAAUGAGCAAGUGAGAGAGAGAGAGAUAGAGAGAGAGAGAGAGUGGCGCUGGCGAGAACAAAGGCAUGGAUCAGAUAGAUAAAAUUUUAUUUUCUGAUUGAUUCAUGGCCAUUACGUUCUAAAGUACAAGUAAACCCGUACAACCCUGCGGGAAGGUGCGGCAUUGCUGGAUUUUGUGUGAAUGCAGGGCUUCAUCCUGUCCGCUGUGGCCUCUCUG